AUGCAGUGUCCGGAAUAUGUUAUUCCGCGCACGAAAUUGUGGGAGCAACUGUGGGGUAUUAGGAUUAACGAGAUGGAUUACGACAAGAUCGUGUCGAAUCCGCAGGCCACCCGCUACGUGGUCAACUUCAUGCACCAAACAGGUCUCCUCCAGCAGUUUCAACACGUUGGAAUUGAGGAGUACGACGACGACAAAUCGACAGGCGGCAAUGGAUCUAGCGAGAACUCAGCCAGAGUCGACAAACAUGCCAAUCAACUGACCAGGACAACGUCACCAUCAACUGAAACUGAGGCAGGGGAGGGUUUACAGAGAGAGAGAGAGAGAGAGAGUGAAGUGGGUGUUGGAAGGUGGAGGGUGCACUCUACAACAAUCAUUAUAUGUUAA
Penicillium robsamsonii is the source of this 384-nucleotide messenger RNA. RefSeq lists its product as uncharacterized. The record is from RefSeq and is a predicted model, not a curated record. NCBI's taxonomy places the organism in Eukaryota, Fungi, Ascomycota, Eurotiomycetes, Eurotiales, Aspergillaceae. The transcript is spliced from 2 exons. Bases 1 to 384 code for a protein of 127 amino acids.